UGUUCGCAUCGCCAUGUGAGGCCAAUGCGAGCUCCCUUUUAAACUAUAGAGAAGAGAGAUCCGUUGCAUGUUUGCCAGUUACAAGCCUCCUUUCUGCUGAAAAGAAUAUGGCUUCAGAGGAUGAGUUCAAGGAGUAUGCAGAGAAGGCCAAGUCAUUGCCGCUGAGCACAAAAGAUGCAGACAAGCUGGUGCUCUAUGGGCUGUACAAGCAAGCCACCAUUGGAGCUGUCAAUACCAGUCGACCCGGGUUGUUCAGCCCUGCAGACAGGGCGAAAUGGGAUGCUUGGAAAGCAGUUGAAGGGAAGAGCAAGGAAGAAGCAAUGGCUGAUUAUAUCGCCAAGGUGAAGCAGCUGCAGGAAGUGCCCUCCACAUGAAUUGAAUUCCAUUCCUAUCCUGUUUGGACUUCCGUCACUUCCGAAACUCAGUC
Molecule: messenger RNA, 427 nt
Organism: Rhodamnia argentea
Lineage: Eukaryota; Viridiplantae; Streptophyta; Magnoliopsida; Myrtales; Myrtaceae
Product: acyl-CoA-binding domain-containing protein 3-like
Exons: 4
Coding region: 108-374 (88 amino acids)
Biological process (GO): fatty acid metabolic process
Molecular function (GO): fatty-acyl-CoA binding
Source: RefSeq, a predicted model, not a curated record